GCUACUUCCUGUAAAACUGAAGGGUGGGACAAGCGGAAGCAGCGUCCUGCGGUGCUAAUAUUUUUCUCUUGCUGAGCAGUUGGAUUGAUAUUCAUCACUCAACAUGCCGGCGUAUCACUCAAACUUGAUGGUCCCUGAAACCAGGCUGGUGGGGAAUAUGGCUUUGCUCCCCCUCAAAACCCAGUUCAAGGGACCAGCCAGAGGAGACGGCAUAGACUCAGACAUCAUUGAUGAGGCUAUCUACUACUUCAAGGCCAAUGUUUUCUUUAAGAACUAUGAAAUCAAGAACGAGGCUGACAGGACACUGAUCUAUGUCACGUUGUACAUUUCUGAAUGCCUAAAGAGGCUACAGAAGUGCAGCUCCAGGAGCCAGGGAGAGAAGGAGAUGUACACUCUGGGCAUCACCAACUUUCCCAUUCCCGGAGAACCUGGCUUCCCUCUCAAUGCCAUGUACAGUAAACCUGCAAACAAGCAGGAGGAAGAGACAAUGAGGGCGUACCUCCAGCAGAUCCGCCAGGAGACCGGCUUGAGGCUAUGUGACCGUGUGUUUGACCCCCAGACAGACAAACCCAGCAAGUGGUGGGUGUGCUUUGUCAAGAGGCAGUUCAUGAACAAGAGUCUGUCAGCUCCUGGACAGUGAACGACUUUGGACCUGUGAGACGGAUGGAUCUUUCUUUGGGUUGGGUGGGAGGGGUCUGCUUUUGUGAUGCUAAGAUGAUUUUAUACUCUUUGA
This is a messenger RNA of Scomber scombrus (Atlantic mackerel), 733 nucleotides long. It is a transcript of the gene arpc3, whose product is annotated as actin related protein 2/3 complex, subunit 3. The record is from RefSeq and is a predicted model, not a curated record. Lineage: Eukaryota; Metazoa; Chordata; Actinopteri; Scombriformes; Scombridae. Bases 104 to 640 code for a protein of 178 amino acids. Gene Ontology annotation, biological process: regulation of actin filament polymerization; Arp2/3 complex-mediated actin nucleation. Gene Ontology annotation, cellular component: cytoskeleton; Arp2/3 protein complex. Gene Ontology annotation, molecular function: actin filament binding. The transcript is spliced from 7 exons.